GCUGUCACCUCUCUCACUCCCUCUCUCUUCAGCCAGACUGACUCCUCCACCAGUCGAGGAUAGCUCUGCUGACACAAGUCUUCCCCGUCCCAUCUCGUCGAGCCGCUGUCUCGUUACCAUGGAAACCCCGAUCCAGAAGCGAAGCGGGCGCGAGUCCAGCGGGCGCGUGCGGUCGCCGGCGCGCAUCACACGGCUGCAGGAGAAGGAGGACCUCUGCAACCUCAACGACCGGCUGGCGGUCUACAUCGACAAGGUGCGCUCGCUGGAGUCUGAGAACGCCGGGCUGCGGAUGCGCGUCAUGGAGUCGGACAUGGAGGUGACCCACCAGCUGUCCGGGGUGAAGGUCGCCUAUGAGACGGAGCUGGCGGACGCUCGCAAGACCCUGGACCAGGUGGCCCGGGAGCGCGCGCGCAUCGAGCUGGAGCUGGGCAAGAUCAGGGAGGAGCACACGGAGCUCAAAGCCAGGAACGGUAAGAAGGAGUCCGAUCUGGAGGCGGCGCUGCUGCGUCUCAGGGACCUGGAGGCUCUGUUCAACUCUAAGGAAGCCUCGCUGGCCACCGCCCUGGCCGAGAAACGAUCGCUCGAGGCCCUGGUCAAGGACCUCAGUGCCCAGCUGGCCAAGUCGGAGGCCGGGCUGGCCGACGCCCGAGCUAAGCUCCAGGAGCAGAUGUUGCAGAGGGUGGACGCUGAGAACCGCCUGCAGACGCUGAAGGAGCAACUGGAUUUCCAGAAAAGCAUCUAUGCCGAGGAACUGAAGGAGACUAAGCAUCGCCACCAGUCUCGUCUGGUGGAGCUGGACAGCGGGCGCCAGGUGGAGUUUGAGAGCAUGAUGGCGAGCGCGCUUGCAGACAUGCGGGUCGAACACGAGGAGCAGGUCGCCCUCUACAAGGAGGAGCUUGAGAGGACCUACACCUCCAAGCUGGAGAACGCGUGCGUGUCGGCGGAGAGGAGGAGUCAACUGAUGGGAGUGUCUCAGGAGGAGCUGAGUGAGAGUCGCCUCCGCAUCGACAGCAUGAGCGCCCAGAUGGGCAAGCUGCAGAGCCAGCUCUCCUCGCGGGACGCCCAGCUGCGGGACCUGGAGGAGGAGCUGCGGAGGGAGAGGGAGGUGUGGAGGAGGCGGCUGGAGGAGAAGGAGCAGGGCAUGGCGGAGAUCCGCAGCCGGAUGCAGCAGCAGCUGGACGACUACCAGGAGCUGCUGGACGUGAAGCUGGCCCUGGACAUGGAGAUCAGCGCCUACCGCAAGCUGCUCGAGGGGGAGGAGGAGAGGCUGAGUCUCUCCCCCAGCUCCGCCUGCAGGGUGACGGUCAGCCGGAGCUCCGCCUCCAGCCACAGCCGCUCCGGGGGGCAAGUGUACUCGACCCCCCCCCCCCCCGUCGUCUCCUCCAGCCGCUCCUCCUCCAGCCAGGCCAAGAAGCGUCGCCUUGACGGCACCAGCGUGGCGGUGGCGGUGGCGAGCGGCGUAGUCUCGGUGGUGGUCACCAGAACUAAGAUUACCCAGAAUGCCUCGGCCAGCGGGCGUGUCACCGUGGACGAGGUCGACAUGUAUGGCAAAUAUGUCCGCCUCAGCAACAAGUCAGACGAGGACCAGCCCCUUGGUCAUUGGAUGAUCCAGAGGAAGGAGGGGAGCAGCGAAACUAUCAGCUACAAGUUCCCACCCAAGUUCAUCCUGAAGGCUGGAGCCACCGUCACAGUGUGGUCAUCCGGAGGCGGAGGGGUCCACAGCCCCCCCACAGACCUGGUCUGGAAGACCCAGACGUCCUGGGGCACUGGGGACAUGAUGGAGACCCUGCUGAUCAACACGGGUGGAGAGGAAAUGGCGAUGAGGAAGGUGACCCGCUCCUUGUUCCAGGAGGGUGACGAUGAGGAGGAGGCGGAGGAGGAGGGCGCUCACGAGUACUACCUGCGCAGCAGAACGGUCAUUUGUGACUCGUGCGGCCAGCCGUCCGAACGCGACUCCUGCGGCGGCGGCGGGCUGCCAGAGGGCAUGGUUGGACAAUCAUUUAUCUUUGGUAACAACCAACGCAGCAGACAGGGGGUGCUAAAGGCAGAGUCAUGCUGCGUCAUGUAGAGACCCUCCUCUUCCUCAACCGAAAAAAAUAUGCUGGAGUUUGUACUAAAGUUUCUUUCUUAUAAAGUUUUCUUGUUUGUGAAGUGAAUCUAGGUUUAAAAAACGUAACUUGAACUAAAUUUAAAUGAAAGCUUGAGUAAUAUUUCAUAAAGUUGAGGAUGUACCUCUAAAGGUUUACUAGAGAAUAGUAAAACUUGUAGUUUGACGAUAAGGUAAGCUGUAUACCUAGCAGUAAAAAGCUAGUAACAGUAAAUGUAUUUUUUGAAAAUUAGAUUAUGGUUCUGGAAGGUCUGAUCCAGAAGUUUAUGUUACUCAGGAUCCAAGCUGGAUAUUUUUGUUGAGUUACCAAAGUCUAAAUGUAACAAAAUAACGGUAUCAAUUAAUAAUUGUGGUCCUCGUGGUAACGUGAAAAGCAUCUUUCAUUUAAAUAGUCUACUUCUCUAUACUUGGAAGUAAAAAUAUAUUCUUAUAUUAUACUUGUGUUUUAUACAUUAUCUCUACGGACGCUAACUAGGUUGUUUCCGUCAUGGAGCAUCUAGGGGGAGGAGCUAUCGGUCAAAUGGACAGCACCGGGUCAUGUGACUAGUGUGUUGGGGAGCUUUCAUGAUAGGGUAAAGGUUAAAUAUUAUGGUGAGAUUGUUAAAUGGUUAGAGCUUUGUGGGGGUUAGGGGGAUGCUUUCGGACUUUGAGACUUAUAUACUGUCUGGCAGCUUUAACUGAUUCUACAAGUCAUUCUUCAGUUCUCAUUAUGUUUACACCUUUUGCAUUUGUACUGUACUUUUAUACCAUUAGCUAGAUUGGUUUGAGUAGCCAUGGUCGAGUGAAGGGCCUUUAAAGACUUGUGAAAUGACCAGUCAAUAUAAUACUGUGCUAUAUCCUGUCACUCUAAAAAAAAUGAAACUAUUUUCAAUAUUUUGUCAUUUAAAAAGAGCAUUAAAAUUGUAUUUUUUUCAAAGUAUGCAUGUUUCUUUGGAGCUACAUUGCUUGUGUUUACAUUAAUAUGACCAAGUACAUUGCAGUCUAUCCCUGGCAAGGUUGCUUUUUUGGAAAGAUUUAAUUUGAGAAUGGGUAGAUAAAGAUCUAUUGAUUCAGCUCAGGUUCUUUUUUUGUUCAAAUGGAUUUCACGUUACAGUGAAAAGUCAUACAACUGCAACCAUGGGGUCAUGGGGCUUUUGAUUUUUUAAGAAAAAUGCAAAAUAAAGAAAAUACAGUUGUCCAUUGUUGUGAUUGCACUUAUUGAUUAGUUAAGAGGGAGCAGGAAAACAAGGGAAAAUGCUGUGGCUUUUAUUUACACUAUAUACAACACAUCGCUUGCUUGCAGUCACAUACGAAAUCAGCGAUCAGAAAGUCCUUUUUCUCUUCAAGCUCAAAUCGAGGCCUCCAUGGGAUUAGAGGCAGGAGGCUUCAUGGUCAACUCUGGGUCCAUUCCAGAUGGUCGCGAGAGAUGUGUUCCAAGAAUUUAUGUUAAAGAUGCUGCAAUAAUCACGUGUUGGAUUAGGACUAGUAUACUGUGGAAAUGUCUUAAAAUGUCAAUGAUUAAUAGACACUAUUCAUCAUACAGGUGUCUAGAAGAAUAGACUCCAAUAUAUAUAAAGGGUGGACGUUCUCAAAUAACUAAUUGUUAUUGAUUAAUGAUUCAAGUCUUAUUGGUAACUGGACCUCAGGUCUCUCGCGGUAAAAAGAAGUACAAGCUUCCUCCAGAGGGGGUCACUGUUGAUGAAUCGGUUCAAAAACACCGACACGGAAUGCUUCUCCCCUCGUAUUGUGGACAGAAGCCCUUGGGUAACUUUUUCUAAAUCCCCAAUAACAAUUUCUUUACCUUGUCACCUUGGUAACGGGGAACAAGGUAACUCGUUUAUAACCAUGGCGACGGCCGAUUGUAUAUUAUGAAUGUGCGGUACCAUAGGGAUGCCAGAUAUAGUGUUAGGCAUAAGUGAGCUUGCGUGACGCGCAACGGGCACAGCCGUUGCUAUUACAAAAAUAUGUCUUCGUAUAUUUGCUCUUCGUGGAUUUUAAGGUACUUUUUCUGUGCUUAUUAGUUUUGAAACUCAAUUUCAAACUUAAAAAAAAAAAAAAAAUGAAGUCCAGAUGUGUUAAAUCCCAUUGUUUCCACGUGAAGAAGACCGACGGCAUUCUAUACGGUCACGUAACACGAAGGCUAACACCUCCUGGUAUAGUCCUGGUUUAGUCUCUUGUCGUUCUUCCCCUGGUCGUCCCCCGGAGUCGUCCUGGUCUUCCCU
Messenger RNA from Gadus chalcogrammus (walleye pollock), 4308 nucleotides. Its product is annotated as lamin-A-like. The coding region runs from base 119 to 2068 and encodes 649 amino acids. The transcript is spliced from 14 exons. The record is from RefSeq and is a predicted model, not a curated record. Lineage: Eukaryota; Metazoa; Chordata; Actinopteri; Gadiformes; Gadidae.